Drosophila novamexicana is the source of this 1923-nucleotide messenger RNA. Its product is annotated as homeotic protein labial. The record is from RefSeq and is a predicted model, not a curated record. Gene Ontology annotation, biological process: regulation of transcription by RNA polymerase II. The coding region runs from base 1 to 1923 and encodes 640 amino acids. Gene Ontology annotation, cellular component: nucleus. Lineage: Eukaryota; Metazoa; Arthropoda; Insecta; Diptera; Drosophilidae. The transcript is spliced from 3 exons. Gene Ontology annotation, molecular function: DNA-binding transcription factor activity, RNA polymerase II-specific; RNA polymerase II cis-regulatory region sequence-specific DNA binding.
AUGAUGGACGUUAGCAGCAUGUACGGCAACCAUCCUCAUCAUCAUCCUCAUGCCACGGCCACUGCCUAUGAUGGAUAUGGCAGCAACUACUUUCCCUCCCCGACCCACCACCACCAACAGCAGCAACAACAGCAGCAACAACAGCAGCAGCAACUGCAUCAGCAGCAGCAGCUACAGCAGCAAGUGCAGCAGCACCAGCAACUGACCUACAGUGGCUACGACAGCAACUCGCCCAACUACUAUCAGCAGCAGCAACAGCUAACGCCACCGCCAGCACAGCACCAGCUGCAGCAUCCACUUGCACAGCAGCAGCAACAGCAGCAGCAGCAGCAGCAACUAUAUCCGCAUUCGCAUCUGUUCAGUCCCAGCGCUGCGGAGUAUGGCAUAACCACCACGGCAGCGGUAGCGGCACCCAACAGCACUCCAUUGCAUCCCACUAGCCACUCGCCCGCCGACUCCUACUAUGAGAGCGACUCAGUACACUCCUACUAUGCCACAGCCGCUGUGGCAACGGUGCCGCCACCUGCAAACAAUUCACCGGUAACCGCGGCCAAUGCGACGCAGCAACAACAGCAGCAGCAGCAGGCAUUGGAUGCGCAUGCGCCCAUCAUUAGCUCCGAGAAUGGCAUGAUGUACACAAAUCUGGACUGCCUAUACUCGCCCAGUGUGGCACAGCAGGCGCAGACGCAGCCACAUGGCUAUGGCGGUCAAAUGGAGGAGAAAUAUGCAGCGGUGCUGCAUGCAGGUUACGCGGCACCGCCGCCAGGUAUGCUGCUGGAGGAUCCGGAUCCCAUGAUGCAACUGGCUGCCGGGCAGCAACAGUCGCCGCCGCAGAUGUGGCAUCAUCAUCAGCAUAUGAGCGGUGGCUAUCCGCUGGAUGCGGGCAUUGCCAUGGACUAUCCACACGCCCACUUGCAUCACAGUCUCAGUCAUGGCCAUCUGGCCAGUUUGACUACCAGCGCGCAGCAGGCACAGCAGCAACAGCAACAACAACAACAGCAGCAACAACAGCAACAGGCAAACAGCUCACAGGCUCAGGUAGUGCCACAGCAUUCGAUAUCACCAAACGGCUCGACCAACUGCAUGACCAUGGCCCGGAAUCAUCGCAGCGGUGGCGUCACAUCGCCUGGUAGCUCCACCUCAUCAUCAACAACAUCUGCGUCCGCAGCCAACUCCACGCACCAAGCGAGCUCACAAUCAAAAUCGCCAAAUCACGCGGCCAACAUUCCAACUUACAAGUGGAUGCAGCUCAAACGGAAUGUUCCCAAGCCACAAGCACCGAAACUACCUGCCAACAUGAGCAACAUGCACGAUUACCAGCUGAAUGGUCACCUCGACAUGUGCCGCGCCGGCAACGUUGGCGGCAGCGCUGCCGUCUUGCCCAUCCAGAAUCCACUGCUGCUGUCAAACAAUGCGGCCGCGGGCAGCGCAUCCAGCGGCCUGGGCGUGGGCCUAGCCAGCGGCAACGGUGCUGCCGGUGCCAGUGCCGGGGUUGGCCUCAGCGGCUGCAGUCUAUCCUCCACGAACAACUCGGGUCGCACCAACUUCACAAACAAACAGCUGACCGAGCUGGAGAAGGAGUUCCAUUUUAAUCGUUACUUAACGCGCGCUCGCCGCAUCGAGAUUGCCAAUACGCUGCAGCUAAACGAGACGCAGGUCAAAAUAUGGUUUCAGAACCGCCGCAUGAAGCAGAAGAAGCGCGUCAAGGAGGGUCUCAUUCCGGCGGACAUUUUAACGCAGCACAGCUCACCCGUGAUAACUGAAAAGCAGCCACAGCAGCAACAGCAGCAACAGCAGCAACAGCAGCAACAGCAACAGCAGCAACAACAACAACAACAGCCCGAGUUGAAGGCUUCGGAAUUGGCCAGCAAUGAGCUGCCAGCAACAGCAGCAACAACAACGGCCGCAGCCAAACAGAGUUGA